Rana temporaria (common frog) is the source of this 7260-nucleotide messenger RNA. RefSeq lists its product as uncharacterized. Lineage: Eukaryota; Metazoa; Chordata; Amphibia; Anura; Ranidae. The annotation marks the transcript as partial. Gene Ontology annotation, molecular function: nucleic acid binding. Gene Ontology annotation, biological process: DNA integration. The record is from RefSeq and is a predicted model, not a curated record. The transcript is spliced from 9 exons.
GAGCCAGCUGGGCGCCCUCUUACAACCGCCAGCUCCAAACAACCUCAUACAUACCAGGUCCCUGGGGACACACUUAGGCCGAAUCCGGUCAAGAGCCCACAGAAGCGAGGCGUAAAAGUGCAAACUACCAAACAGGCUAAACCUGCCACUCCCCAUGGAUUCCCUCCUGAGCUAGUGGGACCUUCUCCAAUUGUCCCCAUCCAAGUGGAAGGGAUUUAUACUAAAGCCCUGUUGGAUACUGGAGCCCAAGUGACUUUACUUUACAGUGACUUUUAUGAAAAACAUCUCAGACACUUGCCACUGCAGAAGCUGGAGGAAUUGGAAAUAUGGGGCCUAGGGACCCAGAAUUUCCCUUAUGACGGCUACCUACCCAUUAAGCUCACCUUCGACCCGAGUGUGGCAGGAAAGGCCGAAACCUUCGAUACCCUGGCAGUGGUGUGUCCCCGCCCCCCAGGGGCUGAUAGAAGUUCUCUCAUCAUUGGGACAAAUACCGACCUGGUCCGAAGACUUUUGACACCGCUUGUCCAAGUACAGAGCACUCCAGCCACGAAGGUACACCCAAUGCUAGCACAAGUGUACCAGAAUCUAUUGCAUGAGCAGAAAGCCCCGGCGGAAGGAGUGGGAAAAAUCUGGCGCCUAGACAGAAGUGAGAAGAUUGUGCAACCAGGUGAAGUAGUCUGUUUGAAAGCUUCUAUCAAACUGACUUGGAGACAACCUGGCCCUUUCAUCGUCCUUGAGACGGACAGAGAGAAGGAAGAUAAAGAGUUGGAAAUAAUCCCAGAAUUGUUAUCGACCAAGGCGCUGAAGCGGAGCGGAGGGAAGGUCUCAGUCAGUGUCCGGAACACCACAACCUCACCUGUGAAGAUGCCAGCUAGAGUGUUGCUGGGGCAGGUGAAUCAAGCAACCCCAGUCUUAUCGUAUGGUAUCGUGGGUGGACAAGAGGGAGAGAUUCCUAUGGAAGAGUUCUACCCGAAAAACACCCCCCUAACACCUGAUUGGAUGGAGAGAGCAAAAACUCAGCUCCUGAGAUGGAGAACUGCGUUUUCAAAAAGUGAGUUUGAUGUGGGGCUUGCAAAAAGUGCUGAACACAAGAUUAGAUUGGAGGAAGAUAAACCCUUCAGAGAGAGGGUCAGGCGGAUUCCAUUGGGAGACUUGGAAGAUCUGCGGGAACAGCUGGCUGAGUUGAAGAAGACAGGAAUCAUCCGAGAGUCUCGGAGUCCGUAUGCUUCCCCAAUAGUGGUAGUGAGGAAGAAGAAUGGGUCUUUACGACUGUGCAUUGACUAUAGGACACUGAACCGAAGGACCAUUCCCGACCAAUACACCACACCCCGAAUAGAAGAUGCUUUACAGAGCCUGUCGGGGGCAAAGUGGUUCAGUGUGCUGGAUUUAAAAAGUGGGUACUACCAGAUCCCCAUGCACCCCGAAGAUAGGGAGAAGACCGCUUUCAUUACUCCUGUAGGAUUCUUUGAAUUCAAUCGCAUGCCACAAGGUCUGUCUGGAGCCCCAGCCACUUUCCAGAGGUUGAUGGAGAAGACUGUAGGUGACAUGAACCUGAUUGAAGUGCUGGUAUAUUUGGAUGACGUCAUAGUGUUUGGCAGAACAUUGGAGGAGCACGAAGAGCGCCUGGAGAAAGUCUUGAGGAGACUCCAUGAUGAAGGCCUGAAGCUCUCCAUGGAGAAGUGCCAAUUCUAUCAACCUUCAGUGAGUUACCUGGGCCACAUUGUGUCCGCCGAAGGAGUGGCCACAGACCCUCAGAAGCUGGAAGCUGUCACCUCUUGGCCCAGACCCACGAAUGUGACCGAGCUUAGGUCAUUUUUAGGGUUCUGUUCAUACUACCGUAGGUUCGUAGAAGGGUUUGCCAAGAUAGCUCAUCCACUCACUGAGCUGUUGAAGAACCAAGAGGAAGCUGGUUUUGACUCGGACAAACCUGGAAAACCAAAAGAGGGACCUAGGAAGAAGAAAGAGUCCAUCGAAGACCAGUGGACUCCGCAAUGCGAAGAGACCUUUAGACAGCUGAAGUGGAGCCUUACCACUGCCCCGGUCUUGGCCUAUGCAGACCCUACCAGACCCUACGAACUGCACGUGGAUGCCAGCCGAGAUGGACUAGGUGGAGUGCUUUAUCAGGAGUAUGACAGACAUUUACGACCUAUUGCUUAUGUGAGCCGGAGUCUGACACCUGCUGAGAGGAAUUACCCAACUCACAAGCUUGAGUUUCUGGCCUUGAAGUGGGCAGUAGUAGACAAAUUAAAAGACUAUCUAUAUGGCGCCGAGUUCGUGAUUAAGACGGACAACAAUCCUCUCACAUACUUGCUCACUACAGCAAAAUUGGAUGCCACAGGCCAUAGAUGGUUGGCUGCCCUCUCUGCAUUUACUUUCAGCCUGAAAUAUCGACCAGGAGUUGGGAAUCGAGACGCUGAUGCACUGUCCAGAAGGCCCCACUGUUCCCAGGACCACUCAGGAGGAUGGACCCAGCUUACCCCUGAGAGUGUGAGAGCCCUUUGUGAGGGGGCGGAACAACAAGUGAAAGGUGGAGCCAGGGCUGAAGAAGUCGGAGUGUCCGCUGCGGGGGUGCCUAAGUGCUAUUGUAAUGUCACUCAAAUUGUGGAGGAGGGUCUACCUAAGCUAUCUAGGAAGGACCUCCGGAGAGACCAACAGGAAGAUCCCCUUUGUGGCCUGGUAUUGAAGGCUUUGGAGAGCCAACACCCUGAUCUACUUCUCCAGAGCGCUCAGAAGGAAGCUCGCCUGCUUCGCAAAGAGUGGGAUCGGUUGCAGCUGCAGCAAGGGGUGGUCUACAGAAGGGGCCCCUCUGAAGAUUCUGAAGAGAAGUGGCAGUUGUUUUUGCCAGAGAAGCAUAGAGAGAAAGUAUUAAUUGCCCUGCAUGAUCACCAUGGCCACCUGGGAUCAGAAAGGACUCUCCAACUGGUGAGGGACAGGUUCUAUUGGCCAUACUUGAGGACUGAAGUGGAGAGCUACUGUCAUUCCUGUCUCAGGUGCAUACAAAGGAAGACCUUACCCCAGAGAGCCGCCCCAAUGGGCCAUUUAGAGAGUCAAGGGCCAAUGGAUCUAGUAUGCAUAGAUUUCCUAUGUUUGGAAUCUGACCUGAGUGGGCAAGGAAACAUCCUGGUAGUCACUGAUCACUUCACCCGAUACGCUCAGGCAUUUCCCACCAGGGAUCAGCAGGCAUCUACAGUGGCGAAGACCUUAGUGGAAAAAUUCUUCAUUCACUAUGGCUUGCCUCAACGGAUCCACUCAGAUCAGGGAAGAGACUUCGAGAGUACCCUUAUUAGACGACUGUUGGAUCUACUAGGCAUAAAAAAAUCCAGGACUACUCCCUACCAUCCACAAGGGGACCCUCAACCAGAGAGGUUUAACCGAACCCUUCUCAACAUGUUGGGGACUCUGGCCUCUGAACAAAAACAACAGUGGAGUAAACACAUCACAGCCAUGGUACAUGCCUACAAUAGCACCGUAAGUGAUGCUACAGGGUAUUCGCCUUAUCGUCUGAUGUUUGGACGAGAAGCCAGACUACCGGUGGAUUUGGCUUUUGGCACUUCUCUGGACCACACCUCAGAGACUUCUCACCGAGGGUAUGUAGACAGAUUGCGGAGAAGUUUGAAGGCCGCAUAUGAAAAAGCCCAAGCCACAUCGGACACAAGAGGAAGUAGAAACAAGAGGAACUUUGACCUCAAGGUACGGAUUCAAGAUCUACAACCUGGUGACCGAGUCUUGUUGAGAAACCUGGGCAUACCAGGGAAACACAAGCUGGCUGAUCGCUGGAAGUCACAGCCGUACAUUGUAUGCAAACGACUCCCAGGACUGCCGGUAUAUCAGAUCAAACCGGAAGGGAGUACAGGACCAUUUAAAAUGUGGCACCGGAAUCACCUCCUACCUCUAACAGAAGCAGUCCGAAUAACUUCACGACAGGAACUACCGUCCACGUCUACUGCUGUACCUCGACCUGUAACUAGGUCUCAAUCUGGAUCCCUUGCCACAGAAGGUAGUGAGGAGGAGGAGAUGGAGAUAAGCUGGUUGUGGUCACCUGAAAUGCCAGGAGUUGAUGCAAACUGUUCACCCCACAGAAGAAGAAAGGACAAUGGAAUUCUUAGACCAGAAGCCCCAGAAUUUGUGCCACAAAAUGGACAUUCUGAGGAUCACUCGUCCUUUAAUGACAUUGAAGUACAAGAGUCUGAAGUGGGAGAGGAUAGUACCUGCUCGAAGAUAGUGCCUACACCCAAGAGACAAAGAGUUAAAAGAGAGAUUCAUGCACCCAAAAGAUUAACUUAUGAUGUGCUGGGUGAAUGCUCCAACCAGACUCGGUUUACUGCCAAAAGAAAUUCUGAAAUGCCUGGUCUCUCUACUGUCAAUUCAGAAAGAGAGAACCCCAACCCACCCCUUGACACAUCUGUACCAGACACUACAGUGUCAGCUGUGAGUGCACAGAACAGUCUCCCAUCACAUGAGAACUGGUGGGAGGCUCCUCUGUCAGUAUUGUGCAAUCGCCUAGAGGCAAAAAUGUGUAAUAGAGCUAAGCGUUUGAAUAUCUUUGGGGACCAAAGACUUAAAGCAGGGGGAGUAUGUAGCACUGGUAUUUUUGUCAUGUUACUUUCCCCGCCCCUUCUCGGACGUUUAAUGCAAAACAACAUAGAGGACGUGGAGCAAAUGGCAACCUCAAGCCAGGAGCGAAGCCAGGCGGUAGCACACACCAGAUCCAGGAGCAGGAGGUACAAGGCCACAAAUAUGGCGUUUGAGGAGAUGGUGGAAAUGGUGGCAAUAUUAAGGAGGGAGGAUUACGAUGGGAAACAUGGCCCUUACAAAUAUCCCAACAAGGUGAAGGCCCAAAUCAUGGAAAAAGUGGUGAAGAGUCUCCACCAUAAAUUUGGGGUGCGCAGGUCAAAAGAACAGCUCCGCAAAAGGUGGUCUGACCUAAAAUUAAGGAAGCCGGAGCAAAUGGAGAAGAUUAAAAGACUCAUUAGAAGAAGGUGCGAUAAAGCUUCCAGACAGGAGCAGAGAAACCCCACACAUUCUACCCAAGCCCCACCCCCGGGGGAUGUGAAGGAAGUGGAAAUUGCCACCACAACAGGAGGUUUUCGUGCUGGUGAUGGCUUGGAUACAUACAGCGCCCAGCUGUUAAUUGGAGAGGUGUUGGCCUGCAGGGCUGACAUCGAGGACAUCCAUAUAUGUUUGGGGCAGAUAAGAGAAAAAAACAAAAAGGUGGAGCGAAGACUAAAAAAUAUGCAAGAGGUGGUGGAGUUACCUAUUCGAAUUGGAACCACCGACUCCGAGUUUCCCCGGGAGUACAAGGUAGACUGGAUCACUGGGACUGUGACUGCGGAGGAGGAGGCCCCAUGGCUGGAACCCUCCCCAAAUACAGUAGUCGCUGAUCCAGAGGUGGUGACCGUUUCAUCCACAUUGACCUUGCCAUCGGCUGCUACCCCAACCGCAUCACCAGAGGUAAGCGAUGUGGAUGUUACAAAGUGCGUGCCUAGUGUGGAAGCAGAUGCCAUACCGGAGACAGCACCAACCAAUGUGGUCUCUGUGUGGCACGCUAACACCAAGAUGGGCCCCGCUCAGGCUUCCCACGGCUGUGGUCGAGGCCUGCCUGUGAGCAAGAGUGAUACAGCCAAUGUCUUAGCCGGAGGAUGUACUUGUCUGCCCACAGAGGAGUGUGACACAUUGGACUUGGACUCUUUGUCUGACGAUAGGGAUGAUAGAUGGUUCAAACUGGAGUUUCCUGAGUCUUCGUGGGGUAAAAGCUCCCGAGCCAACAACUCCCAUAGACGCAAGAAACGCUUCGGCCAUGCCGCACCACUUGUGGGUGUCCCACAGUUAACAUGGGAGAUUCGAGUGCCAGAUAUUUUUUUCUUACGUGACUUUAAUCAAGACUUCAGUCAAGACUUCAAAAAUUCUAGUAUCCCAAUUGACUCUUACUCACCAAUAGCUUUGGAGGCCUUACCCAGGUCCCACUGGAAGAUCGUGGAGCUAACCUGGAAUGCAACCUUUGGGGACUGGGCUCUGCAUUGUGGAGCUUUCCAGGCCUUUGUGCACUGUGUUCACACCACGCAGCAGGUAGAAUCCAGCAAAAACACUUGGCUUAGGGAAGAUGAACGCCUAGCCCUUCAAGUUAUAGAGCAGGGGGCAAGCCCCGAGGAGCAUCCUGACCCUAAAACGGAACCCAUGGGUGCGGCGGCGUGCCCUGCACCACUGUUACCACCAGCCCCCGCACCCGUGGCUGUCCCCCCGGCCUCCACUACAAUUACUGAGAUUCAAGAGGUUAGACAAGAUAUUGCCCAGCUUACCCAAGUGGUAAAGGAGUUGGCUAAUCACACCACUCGGAAGGAUAUUCGGAGCUUCUUAGGAUUUUCAGGAUAUUACCGCCGCUUUAUUCCUCAUUUUGCACAAAUUGCCGAGCCAUUGACCUCUCUCCUGCGAGGCACGGCGAAGGGGAACUAUAAUGGCAAGCUGCCUGUGGAAUGGGCCAAAGAGCAAGAGGUGGCCUUCCAGGCUCUAAAACAUCUAUUGACAGAGCCUCCCAUCCUGGCCUAUCCGGAUUAUACUCAGCCUUUCCGACUGUAUACAGAUGCCAGCUUUGAAGGACUCGGGGCAGUGUUGUCCCAGAUGCAGGGAAAACAAGAGAGGGUGAUAGCUUACGCCAGCCGGAAUCUGCGAGGGGCUGAGAAGAAUGAUUCUAACUACAGUUCCUUCAAGUUAGAGCUCCUGGCCCUCGUGUGGGCAGUCACCGAAAAAUUUAAGGACUAUUUGUCAGCCACCUCAUUCACGGUCUACACCGAUAACAACCCCCUGGCUCACCUGAACACCGCUAAACUAGGUGCCCUUGAGCAAAGAUGGGCCUCCAGACUGGCCAACUAUGACUUCUCUAUCAAGUACCGAAGUGGCAAGUCUAAUAUUAAUGCGGAUGUGCUAUCACGCAUGGCUCCUGGCGAAGAUCCCCCAGUGGAGGACAAGUGGGAAGAUGUGGAGAUGCCUCCCUUCUAUCAAAGAUUUGUGAAUCAGGAUGUGGUCGUCACCCGCGAGGGGAGUGAAUCUGGGUCUAAAGCAAUCCAGGAAGACCUGUAUACCUGGAGGACCCUACAGGAAGAAAGUCAGACUAUGGGAGAUCUGCAGGAGUAUUUAUUGACCAGGAGGGUACCUCCCCGGUUGCGACGGGGCCAGAACGACUACGAAUUGAAGCGAUUGUGGCGUCAGAGGAAAAGACUAUUUGUGCACAAAGGAAUGGUGUACAGGAACUUCUUGGACCCAGUG